This is a messenger RNA of Ylistrum balloti, 8048 nucleotides long. Its product is annotated as ankyrin repeat domain-containing protein 26-like. Gene Ontology annotation, molecular function: protein binding. The transcript has 49 exons. Lineage: Eukaryota; Metazoa; Mollusca; Bivalvia; Pectinida; Pectinidae. Bases 1 to 6738 code for a protein of 2245 amino acids. The record is from RefSeq and is a predicted model, not a curated record.
AUGAAGAAGUUUUUCAAAAAGAUAACAAAAAACCCUGGCAAAGAUCCUGCUCCUCCAGGGUCUCCACGUUUAGGUGCUGGUGCCCAACCGAUACCAGAGGUUGGAUAUGAUAUUCGUGAUAAGGAUUUACCAAAAUUACACAAGGCAGCAUGGACGGGGGACAUAGCGAAAGUGAAGCAAUAUGUGAAAAAAGAUUGCAGUGCUCUUGAUAAAGAAAACAGGACUGCUCUCCAUUUGGCAUGUGCACAGGGUCACUCAAGUGUGGUACAGGAGCUACUGGAAUGGCAUGCCAAGACCAAUGUUGGUGACAAUGACAGUAAAACUCCACUCAUCAAGGCAGUGGAAUGUAACCGAGAGGAAUGUGUGAUGCUGCUGCUGGAGCAUCGUGGAGACGUAGAUGCAACAGACCGCGAUGGUGACACUAGCCUCCACAUCGCUGUCCGUUAUGGCUACACCAAUAUUGUCAAAGUCCUCCUCCGCAAUGGUGCCACUAUCGACAAAAAGAACAAGGAGGGCUGUACACCUCUACAUCUUGCAUGUAAGGGCAAGAAACCAGAGAUUAUAAGAAUACUGUUGUUUGACAACAAAGCCUCUGUGGAUGUGUCUGAUGUCAAUGGCAGGACUCCCCUAAUGCUGGCCAGCUAUGAUGGAUCAGUGACCGCUGUCCAGCUCCUUCUCCAGUGUCAUGCUGACACAAUGAUCAAGGACACCAAAGGCUUUACAGCAGAAGACAUAGCAAUGAUGACAGCCCAACAUGGAUGUUCUCAGUUGAUCCGUGACCACAACAUGAAGCUACGUCGGUCUGUAAGUGGAGCAAGCAGUACAAAUACUACCCCACGUUCAUCUAUGGGCAUACCCACAAGUGCCACAGCCACACCACGGGACAACACCAUCACUCCGGAGUUUGGAUUACCCAUACAACAACAAUCAGAUGAUGAAUCAGGAGAUGAGGAUGUAAGCAAACUAUCGACUGGCGGAGAUUUCGACCACUCCUGGGGGGACGACACAGACAUGAGUCUGUCUAUGGGCGAUAAGAAGGGCAAGGACCUACCCAAGAUAAAUCUUGCUCAGGCUCUGACGAAGUCUUUACCACGGGACAACAUCGGUGAUGAUGGCGGAGGGGAUGAGGGUGGUGCCCGUGGCAUGCCAUCACCUCGCACUCCUGUGUCCAAACAGGAUUCCAAUAAGUCACUCCACUCACAGACAUCUGUUGAAGACAAUUGGUCAGAUGAUGAAAUGUCACAAAAUCUGAGUCGCAAGUCCAACACGCCCCGCGUCACCUGGAAGGAGGGAAACCAGCUGUCGGAGAUGCAUGUUAUUACAGGAGAUGAAGCAGAAACAACAGAUGAUGAUGAUUGCAAAGUUACAGCAAAGAAACGUCAGAAAUUGGACCAAGGAGGUCAAGAAUAUUCACAGGGUAUGGAGCAAGGUUACACCCCCACAGUAGCUGUGUCGGACAAGCCCAGCAUUCCAAUCACCCCAGAGCAACACAAAGAAUCAGGGGAUUUGAGAGCAUCAAAAGCUGUCCCAGAGGUCAAAGUUACCCUGAUGCAGGACCUUGGCUUGAGUGAUGUGUCAGAUACUGACAGUGACGGGGAUGUUGAAUUCCCCAGUGAGGUGUCCGACCAUUUGUUGGACAACAAAGUUCCACUCCAACCACAGGUGAUGUCCACACUGGUCAAACAGUCUGUUGUAGACAGGAAUGAUGAGGGGGAACUUGAUUCCAUGGCGAACUCAGAACACCUCACUCCACGUCCGGGCAUACUAAAGAACUGGAAACAGCACAGUAAGGAACAGGCAGAACAGAACAAGGCACAGCUUUCACAUCGGUCUGAUGAUGUUUCAGAGUGGGACAGCGAUUUGGAAAACGAAUUGGACCCUGAAAAAUCAAUAUCUGGAAAUGAGAACAGUAACUGGGACUCAUCAGCUGAUGUAAGCACCCCCAGAAACCCGGUUAUAACUCAGACUGUGGCCAACUACCUUCCGCGGGGAGAUGAUGAGGAGGAGGAAGAUGACAAAGAUGAUGUGGAUGAGUUGGACUUUGUACAGGAAGUUCCUUUGGAGACUGUCAAUGCAGCUAUACAGGAGGCUGCAGCACUGGACGCUGUGUCUGUAGGGACAGUAGACAGUAACCAGUCUGCUGGCACGUCGGGGUCUAAACCAGAAACUGUUCGAGAGAACUUACAGAAGACAGGAGCUGUUAAGGAUCAAGAUGAUGACUCAGAGUGGGAUUCAGAGGAUGAUGUCAUGUCAGAAGAGAGGAACUCAAACACACCAGUGCAAAAACGGAACCACCCCCUCCCCAACGAUCCCACCUCUCCCCGGUCAGUACAGGAGGAUUCUGAUGAAGAGGAAACAGAAGAAAUCAGUGAAUGGGAGAUUGAAAGACAAAGGGAAAAGGCAGAGCGCCAGAGGUUGGAGGAGGAGGCAGAGCAACUGAAGGAAGAAGAAAGAAGAAGACAACUGGAGUGGGAGGAAGAUGAGAGAAGACGAGAGGAACAUCAGAGGAAGCUGGCAGAGCAGGAGGAGGAAGACUUUGACAUGAAAUUAGAGGAAGAAGAGAUGGAAGAAGAGCUGAGACAAGAGGAGGAGAGGAGACAGGAGGAAGAGAGGAGACGACAAGAAGAGGAGGAGAAAGCAGCAAAAGAGGCACUGCAGAGAGAGAGAGUUGUUCCGAUGAGGGAGGUAGAACAUAAACAAAUAGAUCUACACCAGCUCAAACAGCUCCGACUCAAUCAGGAGGCUGAGAGGAGACAGCAAUACUUUCAAAACUUGGAUGAUGUCAGCUCUGAUGAGGAUUUUGAUGAUGAUCCCAAUGCUAGCCCUGUCCUACCACCUGCCCCUGCCCCCACCAUGACCUCCCCUAAACGGGAAACUCAACCAAGUUCCUCCACUACUCCUGUUAUUACCCCUACUAGAAUGUUCCAAGUAUCCUCUCAACGAAAUGCUCCUGAGAAGGAAGAAGUGAAAAAUAUCCAGAAGGUAGAAGAGAUCAAAAAGGAGGUGAAAGAAGAGAUGAUAGUACACUCAGUGAAAUCUCCUAGUCUCCACUUCUCCCCAGUACCCACCCCCACCAAGGAGAUGGUGCGUCAAAAGGGACCUGAGGCGACUAAACCCCCUGAGAUCCCUGCACACCCACCUCCACCCCAAUUCACUUCAGUGUCCCCUCCUACAAGGAGUGAGGCACUUCCCCAGCACAAAUCCCCUACCUCCCGACCUUCACCUACCAAUCCAACCCGCCUCAAAAUGUCGCUCCAAAGUGAUGGCAACAGUAUAGACGAUGAUGACAGUGAUCUUGAACCUGACAGGUCGGACAUGGGGACGUAUCUGAAGAAUCUGCCCACAUCCUACAGCUACGCCCCCUACAAAGGUCUCGACCUCCCUGACGACGACAUGCUGUCUUUCACCUCCACAGAGAAUGGUGAAAACUCGACAUACACCAACACCAACAUCCCUUACAGCAAGGAUGUUCUUGCCAAUAUGAAUCUCAGUGAUCCUAACACCGUGAUAAAGCUUCAGGACCACCUCCGAGAUCAGAGGAAGAUGUUAGAUCAGGAAAGGAACCAGCGACUCACAAUGGAGAGCAAGCAUAAAUCACUGUCCAAGGAACGCAAUGAAAUGCAGAAGAAGAUAGACACACUGAACCAGCAACGUACAUCACUGGAGCAAGCUAAACUUGACCUGGAGCAGAGGAUCAGGACCCUGGAGUACAGCCUCAAUGAAGAGGUAGAGAUGAGGAAGAAUGCUGACAUCCUCCUCAACAAGACCAAGGAGCAAUUGGCCAGAAAGGAAGAACAGUAUACAAGUGAGAUGGAAGGGCGACAGAAAGCAGAACUCCAGAUCAGGAACAUGCAGAUGGAGAUCAGAACUGCCACCAGUGCCCUGAAACAGCUUGAGGAUGAGAAAGAGACACUGACACGUCAGUACCAACAUGAGAAGAAUGCUCGUCAGCUUCAGGAACAUCUUAAUGAGGAACAACAGAAACUGCAGCAGCAACUACACACCGAACAGGUCAAGGCCGCCACUCAAAAGUCUGAUGCAGAGAAUCGGCUGGAAGUUGCUGAUGAAGACAGGAAGUACACCCAUGAUCAUUUAGAAAAAGCUCGUGCAGAACUUAGUGCUAUGAAGUUGGAGAUUGACAGACAGAGGUCAAGGUUCAAGGAUGAGAAUGCACUGCUUUCAUCAGAAAAUGAGGAGCUGCAACGAAAGAUUGAGGACUUGAAGACUGAAAUUAAGUUGAAUGAGGAUGCCCUGGCUCAUGCCACAGUCCAGUAUAACCUCCAGAUUAGCAACAGUCGCAGUGAGGUCAAUGUCCUUAAUGGUGUGGUGGAGCGUGAACGUCUGGCCAGGGAGAAGGGCGAGGCACAGUUGGAAUCAGCCAAAAACAGACUGCAUACUGCUGCUAUGGAACUGGAGAAGAGUGAGCAAGCCAGGAAUGAACUGGAAAGGCGAUACCAGGAUGACAAAGAAAACUGGGAGGUCACCAAGGACCAGAAACAGCGGGAACUCCAGGAUCUACAGGAACAAAAUCAAACUGUGGUUAGGAGGAGUCAUGCCAUCGAGGCCAAGCUCACCUCAGUGGAAAAUGAGUUCCAUAUAGUUAGUGCUAAUCUAAUGGAGAAGUCUAACCUGUAUAACCAGACUGCCAAAGAUCUACAAUACUACAAAAGUGCUCAGGAAAGCUACGACCAAAAUUACCAGGUGGAAAAGGAACAUAAUGUGAAACUUUCGGCCAAGAUUGAAAAUCUUCAAGAAAAGAAUACAACCCUACAGCAUGAUAAUUUGAGUCUGAAACAACAGCUAGAGACAUCCCAGCAGGCCUUGGCUGACCGAGCUGCAGACACAGGGCAGGAGAGAUUCACCACAAUUCUAGCUUCACUUAAAGCUGAACAAGACAAGUCACGUUUGGCUUUGGAGGAGAGGAAUUCAUCCCUCACAGAAACGACAUCACGUCUCAGGGAAGAGGUGCGUAAUUCAGACGCCCGGCGCUCACAACUAGAGCAAGAGCUCAACCGGAUGAAUCGUGACUACAAUGAUCUCAUCAGGAAACUUUCUGUGGCUGAGGCAUCCCUAGAAAUGGCUCAAAAGUCGAAGGAGUCCCUGGAGCAGGAGAGGGGACAACUGAAGCUAGAGGUAGACAGAUUACACCAGAAGUACGAGAUGGCCCAUGAGAAAUCUAUCGAGUCCCAGGCUCGAAUCACAGAGAUGGUAGAUAGACUUGAAAGAUCAGAACAGAACAACCUGUACAGCAGUCAGCAAAUCUUAAACAACUCAGCCAACAUGGAGGCUUUCUCAAGGACAAAGGAAGAGCUUGAGGACAGCUUGCAGAAGAUACAAGUUGAUAAUGUCAAACUACAGGCGGAAUUGUCACAUGAGAAACAGCGUGCAGAGAUGUUAUAUAAAGACUUACAAGACUCUCAGAGGGUGCGUAGCAGUCUAGAGGAACUGUGUUCAAAUCUCAAGUCUUCCAAGGCCCAACUGGAGGACAAGCUCGGGAUGGAGUCUGUUACUCGCAACAUGAUGACACAGGAAGCUGAAAACAACAAGGAAUUGUGGGAGUCAGAGGUUGUGUCUCGCUCUAAACUUGGUCUGCGGAUUGUACAGUAUGAGAGACAGAGACAGGAUGCUGUUGGCCAACUAGAGGAGGAGAAGAGAAAGUGCAGAAAAGCAAUGGAACUAAAGAAAUCAUCAGAGGCCAAGUAUGAAGCCGAGCAUGAAAAGAAUGUCCAACUACAGACAGAGAUUGCUAGUCUUAAAUCAUAUCUGAAAUCGGCCAAAAAGAGGUUAAAGACUGUAGACAACUCGGAUAAUCGCAUUAAUACACUACACUCAGACUUCGACCAGGAGAGGUUAGCGAUGGAGGGAACACUGUCUACAGUCAGAAGACAGCUAAGUGAGCUCCAACAACAGGUUGAGGAGGAGGUGGACAGUAAGUCCAAGCUCCAGGCCAAGAAUCUACAGCUGCAGAGUGAGCUUGGCUCUCUGAAACGAUUACAGAAGAGUGUAGAAAAACUUGAGAAAAGCAAGACGAAGAUGGAGCAGGAGCAUGCAGCAUACAAGAGUCGAGUGGAGAAUGGGUAUGUGGAGAGGGAGGAGCUUGAACAAGUCAGAAAGGAAAUAGAGGCACGCUACCGACUUGAGCUCAAUCGCAAGCUUGACGAGGUGAACAGUUACCUGGAGGAGCAGGCCCGCUCUCGUGAAAAACUGGACAACUCUCGGGAUGAAACUGACUCCAAACUGAAACAAAUCAACAGAAAGUUACAGGAGGAGACAACUGCAUUAAGAAUUAAAUACGAACAGAUUCUUGCCCAGAAGGAGAGUAAAGAAAUGGAAGCGAAACGUUAUCGUGACCUUUACGAGAGUGAGAUGCAGUGGAGGAUGCGCCUGAGUGAGCAGCUGAUGAAAUCAACAGACCGUGCCUUCAAUUACAAAACAAAGUUAGUUGCAGAAAGACAGAAAUCUCGCCUGUAUAACAGUACUGGAGGCAACAUGUCAUUUUCGGGAGUAUUGAAUGGUCAGCUCCUGGAUUCAACACGAUUCUCUGGAACUGGAGAUGAUAUACUGGGCAACAAAUUAAAGGCCGAACUUGACCGCAGCAUUGCCAAACACCUAGAAGCAGGUCCCCAUGACAACAUCAAGCCAUUAAUAUCUAAUGUGGAGGAUCAUGCUGUCAGCUCCUCAUUUGCCAAAUCGAACUCUGACUAUCUAGAGCUGCUGAAGAGGAAGUACUGUGUGUAGGAUUUCACAGCUUGUUAUAUUCUCUAUAAACCUUUCCCAGCAUUACAGUGCCAUUAUCAGAGGUACUUUGUCAUACAUGAUAGUACAAACAUCGCUAUCCAGAUCCUCCUUAUGGCAAAGAGGCCAUAUUGUGAAUCGUCGAUUACCAAUGCCAGUGGAGGAGAGUACAUCAAAAAAGUCUUGUGAUAUUUACAUAAUACAUUUCCAUCUACAGAGCAUGUCAUCAAAAACUGUCCUGGGCUGUCAGGUGCCAUCAUAGGAUACUCAGCUCAGUUGUGAGCACCAAUUAUAAGUAGUAAAGACAUUAGUGCAGCGGUAGACAAAGAUAACCCUAAUGUGUAAAUAGUAUAACAUUACACAGAUUUGUAGCCAAUUUACUGUUAUCCAUUAAUAUUAUACAUUAUAACAGUUCCACAGAAAACCUCUUCAUUUGAUGAUUUCGUAAAGGUCUCUUCCUUUGUUAUCAGCCUGGGGAUCUUAUUUUCGAGUCACAACUUACCUUUCACAUUUUGAUUAUUUCUUUGUUUUUCGUGAAGUGUUAAAGGUUUUCUUCUCAAAUUUAGGGGUUUUCUGAUAGCCAUACGAUACCGACUAGAGUGACGAGGCUAGCAGGUACCUUUGUAUAAGAUGUGUGGUUAUUAACAGCAUUUCACUUAAUAAUCAGGAGUCUUCUGAUACUGCUACUAUGCAAGAGUAUAUGCAAUUCUUGUGAUGGUACUCGUUUUGUUCGCAAUAUUAACAGACCUGAAAUGGAAGAUGUUAUUUCUCUGUUAAGUUUAUGAUAAGAUUUAGUGCCAGAUUUCAGUUAUGUACAUGAAGUUGUUGUGUCGAUUAUCCGUCCAUCCACUGGUUUUAUCUACUAGUUUUAUUUUAAUGGUGGUCAGUCAUGUAGGUGAUAGUUUUAUGGUAUACUUACAUAUCACAUUUUAUCGUUGGAAAGCCUCUAUGUUUGUGUAUCUGGAGUAAUCUACAGAGAUUUUGGUUGUUGGAUUGAUGUAAAGAUUAAUCAGUUCCGUCCCCAGUCAACAAACCCAGAUAAGAAAUUUUAUUUUAUUGUAUACAAUGGUUGUAAAUUCACCUUUGUGAAUUGCACAAGACUAAUUCUUCUGAAAGUACGAAUUCUUGUGUAUUUUGCCGUCCAAACAAGUGAUAAUUUGGGAAAUGAGAUUGAAAUUUGAUUGUGAAGAUGUAAAACUGAAAGGUCUGUUUAUAUGGAUGAUUGAAUUGUUCUAUGCCGUCCGCAUUGAGACAGUGUUAUACACAGUAAUGCUGUAGAGGAUCCUGUAUCAUUCAGCUCACUUUGAUCACUA